Messenger RNA from Mercurialis annua (annual mercury), 748 nucleotides. RefSeq lists its product as uncharacterized. NCBI's taxonomy places the organism in Eukaryota, Viridiplantae, Streptophyta, Magnoliopsida, Malpighiales, Euphorbiaceae. The transcript has a single exon. The record is from RefSeq and is a predicted model, not a curated record. The coding region runs from base 180 to 524 and encodes 114 amino acids.
UUUGCAAUAUACUACACUACUACGAGAAUAUAAUAACAAUAGUAAUUAAUUAACAACCUUAAAUUAUGACGCUUCCCUUUGGACCUUAAAAUCGAAGGUUAAAGAUUUUGUUUUUCUCUUCACACUGACACGGUUCUCUCUCCUGUUGUCUCCUACAAUAUCAGAUCAUCCUCCAGUUAAUGGCUACCACCUCGUCCACAAGUUGCACCGGAGUUUUCAAUUUCCGAUCAAACUCCGACGACGUCAGGGUCCGAAAUUCAUCGAGCCAUGGGUGUGGUCGAAAGCUGGAUGGGGUGGCUAUGUGGUUCAUAAACGGAUUAGCAAGUGCGUUCUUUGGAUCAUUAGAGAGAUGUUCAUGCAUACGUAUAGCAACAGAAGAUGAUGACGGAGAUGAAGCUAACGACGCUCCUUUAAUUCUCAACGAUGGUAAUAUUAACAGGCAUAUCAACCAAUUUAAUGGUGUCCGGAGAAGGACAGUAGCAGAGAAGUGCAAGAACCAAAGUGCAGCGUCUCAUGAGUAUUAAUUGGUCGUUCUGCAAGGAAAACAUCCAAUUAAGAAAAUAAAUAUGCAUUUUGGUAAGUAAAUUAAUUAUGGGGUUUUGUGUAGAGAAGUUUGCCUUUUUUUUUGGUUAAUUUUGAAGUGGGUGAGAAAAAAAUGGUAAUUAAAUUGAAGAAAAAGAAUGUUGUAUGUUUGAUCCACCAUCAAGUGAAACUAAAUUAAAUAUAUAGGCGAAUUAAGUUUUUUUAA